Molecule: messenger RNA, 2300 nt
Organism: Morus notabilis
Lineage: Eukaryota; Viridiplantae; Streptophyta; Magnoliopsida; Rosales; Moraceae
Product: cyclic nucleotide-gated ion channel 4
Exons: 7
Coding region: 77-2152 (691 amino acids)
Source: RefSeq, a predicted model, not a curated record
CAUACCAUGCUAACAAGCCUCUGAAACGCCAAACAUAAACACAAUUUUCUCUCUCUACUCUCUCUCUCUCCCCUCCAUGGCUACUGACCAGCGAGAAAUUCGUCGGGCCUCGAACAUGCAGUACUUCACAGACGAAGAGAGCGAAGGAGAGGAGUAUAACGAGAAAGAAGAAGGAAUCGAUUCUGAAGCAGACGAUGAGGUUGGUAAUGGAAGUGAGAGCAAAGGCUUCUUAUUCUACACGUGCGGCGGCGGCGGAGGUGGCGGGGAUCGGCGGCGAAAGGGGUGGUCUUUAGGGCACGUGCUGGACCCGAGGGCAAAGUGGGUCCAGGAAUGGAACAGGGUAUUCCUACUGGUAUGUGCAACGGGCCUUUUUGUGGACCCGCUAUUCUUCUACGCGCUGUCGAUAAGCGACACGUGUAUGUGCCUCUUCGUCGACGGGUGGUUCGCCGUCACCGUGACGGUGCUCCGGUGCAUGACCGACGCGUUGCACGUGUGGAACAUGUGGCUGCAGCUCAAGAUGGCGAAAAGGUCCUUCGCCGCGGUUGGCGCGGUCGACGGAAGCGCCGCCGCCGGGCUGAGGGACGCAACGGCCCGCUCGGUGGCUCUCCGAUAUCUCAAGGCCAAGAGGGGCUUCUUGUUUGAUCUCUUUGUCAUUCUUCCUUUGCCCCAGAUUGUACUAUGGGUGGCAAUCCCAUCUCUGUUAGAAAGAGGAGCAGUGACCAUAGUGAUGACGGUGUUCUUGAUAAUAUUUCUGUUCCAAUAUCUCCCUAAGAUUUAUCACUCGGUCUGCCUAUUGCGCCGCAUGCAGAACCUCUCUGGCUACAUUUUUGGAACUGUUUGGUGGGGAAUUGCUCUCAACCUCAUUGCAUAUUUUGUCGCAUCACACGCUGCAGGAGCUUGUUGGUAUCUGUUGGGAAUCCAAAGGGCAGCGAAAUGCUUAAAAGAGCAAUGUGGGGCCACAAGUGGUUGUGGGCCAACAAUAUUAUCUUGUAAAGAACCCAUUUACUAUGGAGGCAGUAGCAUGGUGAGAGAUGGACCAAGACUAUCAUGGGCACUAAACAAGCAGGCAAGGUCUGCUUGUUUAGACAGUGCUGAUAAUUAUGACUACGGAGCUUAUAGGUGGACAGUUCAGCUUGUUACCAACAAUAGCCGCUUGGAAAAGAUGCUCUUUCCCAUAUUUUGGGGCCUAAUGACUCUGAGCACUUUUGGUAACUUGGAGAGCACAACCGAAUGGUUAGAAGUAGUUUUCAACAUCAUUGUCUUGACUAGUGGACUUCUUUUAGUCACCAUGUUGAUUGGAAACAUUAAGGUGUUUUUGCAUGCUACAACGUCCAAGAAACAAGCAAUGCAAUUAAAGAUGAGGAACAUAGAGUGGUGGAUGAGGAAGAGGCACUUGCCUCAGGGGUUCAGGCAGCGAGUGCGCAACUACGAGCGCCAGCGGUGGGCCGCCAUGCGCGGCGUUGAUGAAUGUGAGAUGAUUAGGAACCUCCCUGAGGGUCUUAGGAGGGACAUCAAGUACCAUCUCUGCUUAGAUUUAGUAAGACAGGUACCUCUGUUCCAACACAUGGACGAUUUAGUCCUCGAGAACAUCUGCGACCGAGUCAAGUCCCUUAUAUUCACCAAGGGAGAAACAAUAACGAGAGAAGGAGAUCCAGUUCAGAGAAUGCUAUUCGUGGUGAGAGGCCACCUCCAAAGUAGCCAAGUCCUGCGCGACGGCUUGAAGAGCUGCUGCAUGUUAGGCCCCGGCAACUUCAGCGGCGACGAGCUCCUGUCAUGGUGUCUCCGUCGCCCCUUCAUCGAGCGUCUCCCCCCGUCUUCCUCGACGCUCGUGACGCUCGAGACGACGGAGGCUUUCGGGUUGGAGGCCGAGGACGUGAAGUACGUGACGCAGCACUUCAGGUACACUUUCGUGAACGAGAAAGUGAAGAGGAGCGCCAGGUACUACUCGCCCGGGUGGCGGACAUGGGCGGCGGUGGCAAUCCAGCUGGCCUGGAGGCGCUACAAGCACCGGUUGACUUUGACUUCGCUGUCGUUUAUACGGCCGAGGAGACCCUUGUCCAGGUGCUCGUCGUUGGGAGAGGAUAGGCUCAAGCUUUAUACCGCUUUGUUGACUUCGCCCAAGCCAAAUGAUCAGGAUGAUUUUGAAUUUUGAGAUAUAUAAACUAUAAUACGAUCAACGGAUUGUUCAUAUGGGAAUUAUAUAAAUGCACAACUUGAUCGAUUUGAGAUUGGGAAUGUAAAAUUGUGGCGGGGUGUAUUUGCAUUAAUGUGCAAUAUUAAUGCAUGUCCUUUCGUUUUGA